AUGGGCCGCCCCUCCCUCUCCUGGCGCUACCCCCUCUCCCCGCGCCGCACCCUCUCCUCCCUCCUGAGGAUCCUGUUUCUUGUGGAGGCGCACGUGGAUCUCGAGGAUCCGGUCGCGGGCUUCCUGGAUGAGGCAGCGGCGCUUGCCGUAGGCAUGCUCGAGGCGCCGCUGCAGCUCGGCGGUGUGUGCCUGCGUCCAGCUCUGUCAAUGCCUCCACCAGGCGUGGUGGAGUCCAUCGGGGUGUCCUACGGCAUGAGCGGCGACAACCUGCCGCCGGCGAGCAGCGUCAUCGGCAUGUACAAGGACAACGGCAUCACGCUGAUGCGGAUCUACGCGCCGGACCAGGCGGCGCUCCAGGCCGUGGGCGGCACGGGCAUCCGCGUCGUGGUCGGUGCGCCCAACGACGUGCUGUCCAGCCUCGCCGCCAGCCCGGCCGCGGCCGCGUCGUGGGUCCGCAACAACAUCCAGGCGUACCCGAAGGUCUCCUUCCGCUGCGUCUGCGUGGGCAACGAGGUGGCCGGCGGCGCGGCGCAGAACCUGGUCCCGGCCAUGGAGAACGUCCGCGCCGCGCUGGCCGCCGCCGGGCUGGACGGCAUCAAGGUCACCACGUCCGUGUCGCAGGCCAUCCUCGGCGGGUACAAGCCGCCCUCCGCCGCCGAGUUCACCGACGAGGCGCAGGGGUUCAUGGGCCCCGUCCUCGACUUCCUGGCGCGCACCGGCGCGCCUCUCAUGGCGAGCGUCUACCCCUACUUCACCUACGCCACCAACCCGUCGGCCAUGGACCUCAGCUAUGCGCUCUUCACCGCGCCCGGCACCGUCCUCAAGGACGGCAACUACGAGUACCAGAACCUCUUCGACGCCACCGUCGACUCCUUCUACGUGGCAAUGGGCAACCACGGUGGCUCCGGCGUGACCCUUGUGGUGUCGGAGAGCGGGUGGCCGUCCACCGGCGGCGUCGCGGCGUCGCCCGAGAAUGCGGCCAUCUACAACCAGAAUCUCAUCAACCACGUAGGCCGGGGAACCCCGCGCCACCCGGGCGCCAUCGAGACGAUCCUCUUUUCCAUGUUCAACGAGAACCUCAAGGAGAGCGGCGUGGAGCAGAACUGGGGGCUCUUCUACCCCAACAUGCAACGCGUCUACCCCAUCAGCUUCAACUGA
Miscanthus lutarioriparius is the source of this 1158-nucleotide messenger RNA. The record is from the annotation of a GenBank genome assembly. Lineage: Eukaryota; Viridiplantae; Streptophyta; Magnoliopsida; Poales; Poaceae.